This is a messenger RNA of Oncorhynchus mykiss (rainbow trout), 4061 nucleotides long. Lineage: Eukaryota; Metazoa; Chordata; Actinopteri; Salmoniformes; Salmonidae. The record is from RefSeq and is a predicted model, not a curated record.
GUACUGUUACUGUACGGUUAGUUAGUGUAACGAAGAGGUGUAGCCAGCAGCGAAUAGCAGCUACAAACUGUUUGCCACGGUCCAGAUAUAUUAUAUCAGAUUUCGGGAAGAAAGAAGCGAGGGUGGAGAGAUGGCGAAAACCUAUGAUUACCUUUUUAAAUUGCUUCUCAUCGGGGACAGCGGUGUCGGCAAGACAUGUCUCCUCUUCAGAUUCAGCGAAGAUGCGUUCAACACUACCUUCAUAUCAACAAUAGGUAUUGACUUCAAAAUCAGGACGAUAGAGUUGGACGGGAAGAAGAUCAAGCUCCAGAUAUGGGACACAGCCGGUCAGGAGAGGUUCAGGACCAUCACAACAGCCUACUACAGAGGAGCUAUGGGCAUCAUGCUAGUGUAUGACAUCACUAACGAGAAGUCCUUCGAGAACAUCAAGAACUGGAUCAGGAACAUUGAAGAGCAUGCCUCCUCUGACGUGGAGAGGAUGAUCCUAGGAAACAAGUGUGACAUGAACGACAAAAGACAGGUGUCUAAAGAACGAGGAGAAAAGUUGGCGAUUGAUUACGGCAUCAAGUUCCUAGAAACGAGCGCCAAGUCCAGCCUGAACGUGGAAGAGUCCUUUUUCACACUGGGAAGAGACAUAAUGACGAGACUCAACAGAAAAAUAAACGACAGCAGUCCUCCAGGAGGAGGUGGGCCGGUCAAGAUCACAGAGACCCGGUCAAAGAAGAGCAACUUCUUCAGAUGUUCACUGUUCUAGUGGAUCAGUCCUCUCCUUUCCAUGGACUGAUACAGCCUUUACCUGCCCUGCUGCUUCCCCCUAGAGCUGAGCAGAAUACACCCCCAACCCCUCACCAGGCCUGGGUAGCAGGCUACCUACCUAGCACUCCUCCAACCCCUCACCAGGCCUGGGUACCAGGCUACCUACCUAGCACUCCUCCAACCCCUCACCAGGCUACCUACCUAGCACUCCUCCAACCCCUCACCAGGCCUGGGUACCAGGCUACCUACCUAGCACUCCUCCAACCCCUCACCAGGCCUGGUACCAGGCUACCUGCCUAGCACUCCUCCAACCCCUCACCAGGCUACCUACCUAGCACUCCUCCAACCCCUCACCAGGCCUGGUACCAGGCUACCUACCUAGCACUCCUCCAACCCCUCACCAGGCCUGUGUACCAGGCUACCUACCUAGCACUCCUCCAACCCCUCACCAGGCCUGGUACCAGGCUACCUACCUAGCACUCCUCCAACCCCUCACCAUGCCUGGGUACCAGGCUACCUACCUAGCACUCCUCCAACCCCUCACCAGGCCUGGGUACCAGGCUACCUACAAAGCACUGGGUCUUGGCCAGGCUAGGCUACUUAUUGCUGCUGAACUGCCUGGCUAUUCUGUAGGCUACAGAGGAAAGCGACUCGCCAUCCCAUUUCAAAAAUGACACGUUAGAGAACCCAAAACAAUUCUGAAAAGAACAAGGUAUGCCCCUCAACUGCACCCCUCUCUCCCUUCCCCAAAGGAGUUAGUCUAGGCCUGCAUCCCAAAUGGAACCCUUUUCACUAUAUAGUGCACUACACUUCACCAGAGCCCUAUUAUGCAGGCCCUGGUCAAAAGUAGUGCACUAUAUAGGGAAUAGGGUGGCAUUUUGGAUGCCGUACAUUUCUCCCCCCCCCAACAGCUCUGAUUGACAGUUGAACCCUGUCUUCUGUGUUCUUUAACUCACCCCUGGAAACGCUUUGUUGUUUGUUCAGCUUCCUGUUUAGCUGAAGCUGCCUUCCCCCUGUAUCCACUCGAUGCACAGUUAACUUUUUAUUUUGAUGUCGCGUGUCUUUCUUUACCUGCCUAUCUUUCUGCGGGGGGAAAAAAAAGAUUGACACCUGAAGGAUUGGAAGAGUUUGUUUGACGUGGAUCUCGGGUUGGUUUGCUAUUAGAGAAGAAUAUAGUCAUUUUUUUAAAAGUGAUGAAUGAACAUGACUGCAGGGAGAGAUGGAGAGAAAAGAGAGUAUUGUACUGCAUGUUCUGCCCACGCUAGAAAGGAAAAUGUAACUGUUGUUUAGUAUUCUACCAAAGCUGAGGACUUCAUUGUGGUGGUUGUUUCACCAAUGUCUUUAUUUUUUAUUUUUUAGGUCUUUUAGUUUUAUAUCAUCUUUAUGAUAAUCGCACUGGAGAUCGUUAUGGAUGUUUCAAUGAUUGUUAAAACACCGCCUCUGUCAAAAAGGACACUGCAGUCAUUCGACGAUGCAUCCCUGGUCCAGAGCACUAAAGGUGCUAGAUUCAGAGCCGCUCUUCAGAACCGCUCUUCAGAACCACUCUAAAGAGUUAAAGGAUGCUCAUUGCUCAUUGCACUUCAACUGAUGACGGUCUCAGAAUUGGCUUCACUCAAUCGGACGUAAUGAAUGACUAGUUUUUCUGUUGUCACUUAGUCAUGCACUUACAGAAGGAGGUUUCUCAAUGACUCCAAUUUAGAACCACUGAUUAGCCUCUACUCAACUUAAAACCACUGAUCAGCCUCUACUCAACUUAGAACCACUGAGCAGCCUCUACUCAACUUAAAACCACUGAUCAGCCUCUACUCAACUUAAAACCACUGAGUAGCCUCUACUCAACUUAAAACCACUGAUCAGCCUCUACUCAACUUAAAACCACUGAGCAGCCUCUACUCAACUUAAAACCACUGAUUAGCCUCUACUCAACUUAAAACCACUGAGCAGCCUCUACUCAACUUAGAACCACUGAUUAGCCUCUACUCAACUUAAAACCACUGAUUAGCCUCUACUCAACUUAAAACCACUGAUUAGCCUCUACUCAACUUAAAACCACUGAGCAGCCUCUACUCAACUUAAAACCACUGAGCAGCCUCUACUCAACUUAGAACCACUGAUUAGCCUCUACUCAACUUAAAACCACUGAUUAGCCUCUACUAAACUUAAAACCACUGAUUAGCCUCUACUCAACUUAAAACCACUGAGCAGCCUCUACUCAACUUAAAACCACUGAGCAGCCUCUACUCAACGUAAAACCACUGAUCAGCCUCUACUCAACUUAAAACCACUGAUUAGCCUCUACUCAACUUAAAACCACUGAGCAGCCUCUACUCAACUUAAAACCACUGAGCAUUCUCUACUGACUCAUACAUCCACCACGGUAGCAGACACUGACUCAUACAACGACUACAACCACCACAGUAGCAGAUGCCGACUCAUACAACCACCACGGUAGCAGAUACCGACUCAUAUAACCACCACGGUAGAAGAUACUGACUCAUACAACCACCACAACCACCACGGUAGCAGAUACCGACUCAUACAACCACCACGGUAGCAGAUACCGACUCAUACAACCACGACAACCACCACGGUAGCAGAUACUGACUCAUACAUCCACCAGGGUAGAAGGUACCGACUCAUACAACCACCAGGUUAGAAGAUACUGACUCAUACAACCACGACAACCACCACGGUAGCAGAUACUGACUCAUACAUCCACCAGGGUAGAAGGUACCGACUCAUACAACCACCACGGUAGCAGAUACCGACUCAUACAACCACCACGGUAGCAGAUACUGACUCAUACAAUGACCACAACCACCAUGGUAGCAGAUACUGACUCUUACAAUGACCACAACCACCACGGUAGCAGAUACUGACUCAUACAACCACCACAACCACCACGGUAGCAGAUACCGACUCAUACAACCACCACGAUAGCAGAUACCGACUCAUACAACCACGACAACCACCACGGUAGCAGAUACUGACUCAUACAAUGAUGACAACCACCACGGUAGCAGAUACUGACUCAUACAACCACCACGGUAGCAGAUACCCACUCAUACAACCACCACAGUAGCAGAUACCGACUCAUACAACCACCACGGUAGCAGAUACUGACUCAUACAACCACCACGGUAGCAGAUACCCACUCAUACAACCACCACGGUAGCAGAUACCGACUCAUACAACCACCACGGUAGCAGAUACCGACUCAUACAACCACGACAACCACCACGGUAGCAGAUACUGACUCAUACAAUGAUGACAACCACCACGGUAGCAGAUACUGACUCAUACAA